Messenger RNA from Spodoptera litura, 1198 nucleotides. RefSeq names its product peptidoglycan recognition protein S1 (gene PGRP-S1). Gene Ontology annotation, biological process: peptidoglycan catabolic process; innate immune response. Lineage: Eukaryota; Metazoa; Arthropoda; Insecta; Lepidoptera; Noctuidae. Gene Ontology annotation, molecular function: zinc ion binding; N-acetylmuramoyl-L-alanine amidase activity; peptidoglycan binding. The record is from RefSeq and is a predicted model, not a curated record.
AGGUCUCAAAGUGCUUUCAGUAGUUAUUUAGUACUCGAAGAGCGAAGUUGCAUUUAUAAAACCAAAAAAUGAAGUUAUUUUUUAACAUUUUCGCUUUAUUUUGUAUUUUAGUAGCUGUAAAUGGGGACUGUGGCGUAGUGUCCAAACAACAAUGGGACGGGUUAAACCCAGUCCACGUGGAGUACCUGGCGAGACCAGUGGACCUGGUCAUCAUCCAGCACACAGUCACGCGUACCUGCAGUACUGACGCUAGUUGUGCAGAGAUCGUGAGGAAUAUACAGGAGAAUCAUAUGGAUAACUUGAAUAUGUGGGAUAUUGGAUCGUCGUUCAUUAUUGGCGGCAACGGCAAAGUAUAUGAGGGUGCUGGUUGGUUGCAUGUUGGGGCACACACAUACGGAUACAAUAGGAAGUCCUAUGGCAUCACUUUUAUUGGAAACUAUAACAAUGACACUCCAACUCAAGCGUCAUUAGAUGCAGUGAAGGCAUUGCUGCGUUGUGGAGUGGAGCGAGGGCACUUGACUGCUAACUACCACGUUGUUGGCCAUCGCCAGCUCAUUGCCACGCAAAGUCCUGGCAGGAAGCUCUACAAUGAGAUCAGAAGAUGGCCCAACUGGCUUGAGGAUGUCAGCUCAUUGAAGAACUAAUUAGAUUUAAAGUGGAGUUUGAAUUGGCAACUGGUAUUGACAACUUUUUGGUGAUCCAUUUUAUACAUCUCAUAAUCGUUGUAUAUAUAUAUACAGGUAAAUAAAAUUGAUGUGUCUAUUUGUAAUAUAAAAACAACCGCUUUUUACUACAUGCAUGUGAAUACAUACGAUACACAUACCAACAUAACGUUGUUCACAAUUUUUGUCUGUUGUCUGUCUGCACUGGAUAAUCUUUGGAAUGGUAGGACUGAUUUUGCAAGACUUUUAUUGGCAGCUAGCUGAUGUGUUAGGGAGUAAUAUAUGCUACAUUUAUUUUGGGAAAAUGAAAGAAAUAAAAAUAAAGAUAUGUUCUAAAAUUCAUAUUCUACGCGGACGAGGUCGUGGGCAACAAAUUAGUUGGUUUUGCUUGGCAUUUUGCCAGGCUGGAUUACAUUUAAAUUAUGUUAACUUAGAGACUAGUCGUUACGAGUAAAGGGUUUCUCCACACAAAUACAGUGAUUUAAAAUGGUAUAAAAUCGGUUGCCAGUUCAGUCGCAUCUUGAACAAGACUUUUC